Molecule: messenger RNA, 2908 nt
Organism: Gasterosteus aculeatus aculeatus (three-spined stickleback)
Lineage: Eukaryota; Metazoa; Chordata; Actinopteri; Perciformes; Gasterosteidae
Source: RefSeq, a predicted model, not a curated record
CUUUUGUGAAUCCAAAGAAUGCUGCACUUGUUCACAACCUAUUUAUUCCACUUCCAAGUAUUUUUGUGUAGGACGUACUGGUGGCAUUAUUGAGAGGAAGAGCAUCCGAACGAUGAGACGCACGAACGCGUGUCAUGCUGGAAAUAUUUCCAUUAUCUGCUUGGAAGUCAAGUAUAAUGACAGAUUUGAACUGUUUCCCAGAUGCUUGAUGUUGUGCAAUGCAUCUCGCCCUCCGGUUGCAGACAGAUCUCAACGUGUUUGUUUCUCUCCAACGGCUCCAGUGUACUGACGUCUCGUCUGUUGGCAAGUGGUUGCUCUGUUGUGGAGGAAGAGCGAGCAGGACGUAAACAUGCAGGAGAGGAGCGGAGCUCUUCUGGCCUGGAAGGUGCUGCUGGCGGGGAUGUGUGCGUUGCUGCUCACAAGCUCGGGGGGUCUGGUGUUCCUGCUGGUACGACAGAAGGAGCUGACGGAGGAGCUGGUGAGGUUGGACGCCCAGGUGCAGGUGCUGUCACGGAGCAACAGGCUGCAGGCAGCAGACCCUGCGGAGGCCGAAGAUCUAAAGAAGCUUCAGCGCAGCAGAAGGAACCAGGAAGGAGAACCGAGACGAAGCGAGGACGAGAAGGAUAUGAUGAUGCUGAUGACGUACUCCAUGGUUCCUGUCAAAGCCUUCAUGGAUCUGUGUAACAGCUCCAGAGGACUCUGUUUCACAGGUCCAGCUGGACCACCAGGUUUGCCCGGUCGAGCCGGGUCUUCGGGUCCUCAAGGUGCCCCGGGGCCAGAGGGGAGACGAGGAAGGAGAGGCCCCCCAGGUGAAAAAGGAGACCCUGGGCUGAAAGGCGAGACCUACAAUGACAUUCUCAUUGAGGGUCCAUCCGGUCCAAGGGGUCCACCGGGUCCACCAGGUCCACCAGGUCCACCGGGUCCACCAGGUCCACCAGGUCCAGCCUGUCCUGCUAGGAAUUGUAAUAAAGUUAAGAAGAAGACCAUCGGAGAACCCAUGGGUUCAAUGGUUCCAGUAAAUGCGAGCAAAGAUGUUUUGAAUGUCACCGUCUCCAAAAUAGAUCCAGUCACAAGUACGGACUUUGCCCCACUUGCUCCGGAAAAAAACAGAAACACCUUCAAUCGCAGCGGAAACACAAAGAAAAGUCCAACAAAAAGUGGUAAAGACACUGAGUUAGUGUCCCCUCGGCCAGACUACGGACAGGACAAGUGGACUGAAACCAGGACAGAGGCAUCGUUUCACUUAUCAACAGCGUCACCAACAUCCCAUCCAACCUAUGAGUCCAGAGAGGUUUUUAAUUUGACCGGCUCUGAGAAACCGCAAGAGGAACCUGAGUCACCUCAUAAAGACUACAGCCAUGACAACACAGAGAACGUUACAGACGGACCAAUGCAAUCAUUUACUGAUCAACUUACUGUGGAUAAAAUCAGUGAUUCCUUCAGUACCAGUGGAACCGUUGUUGAAGCACCCAUGAAACGUGAGUCAGAAUCGUUUCAAGUAGUAGUCGAAGACUACGGUGAUACCGAGAGAGAAAAUGUUACAAAAGGACCAAUUCUGCUCUCAACAGUUCCUCUCUCUGUGGAAGAAAUCAAUGAUUCCUUCAGUACCAGUGGAACCGUUGUUGAAGCACCCAUGAAACAUGAGUCAGAAUCGUUUCAUCAAGAAGACUACGGUGAUACCGAGAGAGAUAAUGUUACAAAAGGACCAAUUCUGCUCUCAACAGUUCCUCUCUCUGUGGAAGAAAUCAGUGAUUCAUUCAGUACCAGUGGAACCAUUAUUGAUGCACCCAUGAAACGUGAUUCACCAACUGCUCGUCCAACUGACAACGGCAGAGAUGUCACUGACUCUGAGAGACUUCCAAACACAAGGAUGGAGGCUGAGAGGGUAUUUCCUCAAGGAGACGACAAUGAAAUCUUGAAUGAUACUGAAAGAGAAAAUGUUACACAGGCACAAAUGACAUUAUCGACAGCUCCACUUUCCGCGGACGAAAACAGGGGUGUUUUCAACAACGCUACGGAGGCGCCACUUCAAUUAGUAACAGCCCCACUCUCUGUGGAUCUGGAGAGCGACCCCUUCAACGUCAGUGGAAAUUUCAUCCAAACAACCAGGAAACGUGAAUGCAACCUCAGAGCUAUUAAAUGUCCGAAGGACGCCAUGCAAAUGCAAAGCACUUUUGGAGCCUGGAUGUCCGAUGCGUCCCAACUGGAUGAAGGUCGAUACUGGCUGGCCGAUCAUUUUUCAGGUCGAGUUUUGGUGGAGCACAGAAACAAUUCGACUCUUCAUAAUGGAAGCGACAAAAUGAUAGACCUCAGAAGGUUCUUCCAGGGCUGUGGUCACGUUGUUUACAAGCAGUCAUUUUACUUUCACAUCGCAGGAAGAAACCGCCUCUUGAAAUUUGACCUGAACACCAAGGAAACAAAGACUCUGGUGAUGGAAAACAGCAGAUUUCACAACCUGAUUUAUCUUUUUCGCAACUCAAAGACGUAUUUCAAGUUUGCUGUGGAUGAAAAUGGAUUGUGGGUCAUUUUUGCAUCAGAUACAAAUGAUGAUACGAUGGUUGCAAAGAUUAACACUGACAGAUUCUCUGUUGAGUCCGUCAUUAACACUCGCUACCCUACAACUAAAGCAGGAAAUGCUUUCAUUGUGUGUGGGGUCCUAUAUUUUACAGAUGACAAAGAUCGAGAAGUUACAUAUGCCUUUGAUUUAAAGAAGGAGAGUCCUCUGAAUGCAAGUUUUGACUUAAGGCCAGCAAAUGGUAUCUUGGCUAUGCUGUCAUAUUAUCCCAACAGAAAGCUUUUGUAUAUGUGGGACAACAGCAGCGUGAAAAUAUGCAAAGUUAGGCUGAACCUAAUCUAGAAAUAACCAUAAAACUUGUAAAAUGAGCAAUAAAGUUAUUUUUAAAUGCUA